UUUCGCACGUUCAAAAUUGGGCGCCAAUAAAAGUCAGCUUUUCGCUGGAACGACGUCGCGUUGGCGGGUGACCGGCGAUUUCACUAGUACAAUUCGUGUCGAGACUCCGAGAGAUGUGCGUUGUUAUCUUCUUCAACCCGAUGAUGAGCUUUAAGCUUGAAAUCCGGCUAGCUGAGAACAACAAACUAUGUCAGUGUCGGUCAGACUGGCUUCGCCACCGCAGUCGCAGCACGUCUCCCAGAUGCAGGGCAAACCGAAUCAGGUGGGAACGGUGGUCCUUUACGGCGUGCCGAUAGUCUCACUGGUGAUGGAGAACCAGGAAAGGCUCUGCCUCGCUCAGAUCAGCAACACCCUGUUAAAGGCGUUCUCUUACAACGAGAUUCACAACCGUCGCGUCGCGCUGGGCAUCACAUGCGUGCAGUGUACGCCAGUUCAGCUCGAGAUGUUACGCAGAGCUGGCGCGAUGCCGGUAUCCUCAAGAAGAUGCGGUAUGAUAACACGUCGCGAAGCUGAGAGGCUUUGUAAGUCUUUCUUGGGAGACAACACUCCUCCGAGGCUGCCUGAGGAUUUCGCCUUUGCUGUUCAUCACGACUGCGCUUGGGGCUGUAGAGGCGCUUUCCUCCCUUCUAGAUAUAAUUCAUCAAGAGCAAAAUGUAUCAAGUGCUCCACUUGUGGCCUCUUCUUCUCUCCCAACAAGUUCAUAUUCCAUUCGCACAGAAGCGGCCCAGGGGCGAAGUACGUCCAGCCGGACGCAGCCAACUUCAACUCUUGGCGGCGGCACAUGCGUUUAAGCGGUUCUCCACCUGAAGAGGUGGUGCACGCCUGGGAAGACGUAAAGGCAAUGUUCAACGGCGGUACGAGAAAGCGGAUGUUGACCGGGACCGGACAAAAGAACUCGAGGAGACGAUCCGACUCACCGCCUCCGACUUCUCCGGCCCCGGCCGCCCCCAGAGUCCCGCCCCUGGUGAUGGAUUACGUCUGGAAAACACCCCUUUACCCAAUGUGGCUUCCCCCCGCCCCGCUCCUUUUACCGCCUCCACCGGGAGCUGAUGCAAAAUCCGGCCAUUACGGAUCUUCGGCUUUUACACCGGUCUUUCCGGGUCCGACGAGCAGAAGCGGAGAUUCAGACAGUGAGGGCACUGUAGACAUCGAGACCUGCCCAGAAGAAGACGUCAAACCACUCUGGAGCCCAAUCUCACCGAAAGACGAAGGCAGUUCUAAACCUCCGGAGAAAAAGGAAUCGACCUCGCCCGCUAUAGCUGAAGUUUCAGAAGGAAAAAUCAAGGGCCUCGACUGGGUCGCACAUUUCCCUUUGGACGCUCCUCAGCUCUAUCGUGAGCACAUGGCAAGACAGCUUCAUUUUAUGAGAGAACUGGUCUCACCGAGCAGCACUGGAGAAACAAGUGCGGGCGCUUUUCGCCCAGUCACAAGAUCGCCGGAUUCAACCGUACCAAAUUUAUCAGGAAAUGACUGCGGAGGAAGCAUGUCUCCUGUGGAUUGCACUACGUGCGCGGCCUACACGGCCAUGAUCCCGGAAUCAGUCAAACUUCCCAGAAAUUAGAAAAAAUAAAUAAAAACAAAAAAGGGAAAAUUCAUGCACACCGGUUGUGAUCCGGUUAGACCGCUUCUAUGUUUUGCGUGUUCCUCAUCCAAGUCCCGUGGCGUUUUAGCGACCCUGGGACCGUUUGGAAAAAAAAUUUCAAACCCUCUCUUCCGAGAAUUUUAUCAAGAUUAAGCUUUGGAUUAAAAGGACUGAAUCGUGCAAUAUAUAAAAUUUUAUUUGUGAUUAAGCACGUUGUUGUUCCAUUAAGCCUCAUCUAGUCAACACGUAGGUUGUGUCAAUCACCCUUGGUUUUUAAUCAUGCCUAAUAAAAAUAUCAAUUAUAAAUAUAUAUGAUAUGUAAAUUAGAUAAGACCGUGUAAAUAUUGUUUAUUUAUUUUAUCGUCCAAUCAUAAUUGGAAUUGUUUAAGUUUUGGAUUUGUUGGACAUUUAAAUAGUUUAUUGUUUUGUAACGCAUGUGUGUAUAUGUAAGAUAGCAAUUAGCGAAACGUUUUUGUUGUGUUCCUAUUAUAUUUUUUCAAA
This is a messenger RNA of Cimex lectularius (bed bug), 2083 nucleotides long. It is a transcript of the gene fuss, whose product is annotated as SKI family transcriptional corepressor 2. The coding region runs from base 188 to 1561 and encodes 457 amino acids. Gene Ontology annotation, biological process: negative regulation of transcription by RNA polymerase II; negative regulation of BMP signaling pathway. The transcript is spliced from 9 exons. Gene Ontology annotation, cellular component: transcription regulator complex; nucleus. Lineage: Eukaryota; Metazoa; Arthropoda; Insecta; Hemiptera; Cimicidae. Gene Ontology annotation, molecular function: SMAD binding; RNA polymerase II cis-regulatory region sequence-specific DNA binding; DNA-binding transcription factor activity, RNA polymerase II-specific. The record is from RefSeq and is a predicted model, not a curated record.